Galendromus occidentalis (western predatory mite) is the source of this 4604-nucleotide messenger RNA. It is a transcript of the gene Rbcn-3B, whose product is annotated as WD repeat-containing protein Rbcn-3B. The record is from RefSeq and is a predicted model, not a curated record. Bases 1 to 4317 code for a protein of 1438 amino acids. Gene Ontology annotation, cellular component: cytoplasm. The transcript has 4 exons. NCBI's taxonomy places the organism in Eukaryota, Metazoa, Arthropoda, Arachnida, Mesostigmata, Phytoseiidae. Gene Ontology annotation, molecular function: protein binding.
AUGGCCCUCUCGAGUCAGCUCGUUGUGCCGAUGACGAUCUGGGGCAAAAAAGCUCCCGCUCAUUCCGUCAGUUGCCUUGUGCUCUCCAAGGAUAACACUACCCUGGUCACGGGGAGUCAUGAGGGUCAUCUUUGCAUUUGGGACGACUGUGGGGGUCAGCUGAUCCCCCGAGUCAUGUUACACGGACAUACGUCGAAGGUUGUCUGUCUCGCUACCGAGAGAAAUCAUCUGACGAACCAGCAGCUGUUGGUAUCGGCUUCCGAGAGCGGCGAAAUGUCACUGUGGGACAUGAAUGACUGUCGCUGCGUAGAGGCUGUCAAGCUACAGCAAGUUCACACAGAUAUUCGGGCGUAUACACUUACUGGGGCCGAAAUCCCACGGCUUUUCUGUUGCGGCUAUUAUGCAGAGAUCAUCGUCAUGGACAUGGUCAGUUUGACGGUUCUGUUUACGCUGAGUUCGAGAGUCGACUCGGACUGGAUUGCGGCCAUGGACAUUAUUCAUCCCGUCAAACGAAACGAUGAUAUUCUAGUAGCUCUGAGCUCCACCGGUUAUAUGAAGGUGUGGCGAGUCGACGAACAGGAGGCCCUUCAAAACGGAAAAGUCCUCUUCGAGGGAGAGUCGAAACCGAUCGACUGUUACCACGCCGUCGGUCUGUCGUGCUGCAUGUACAACCAGCGCACGGUCCUCAUAAUCUGUCCGCUCGCCUGGCACGUAUACGACGCCGGCGACUUUUCCCAUCUGUGUUCCCAGGAGGCGUAUAACGGCGAACGGUGGGCGGGCGGCCGCUUCCUCUCCACCGAUCAGAUAUUGUCGUGGACAAACACCGGCAAGGGAUAUAUUUACAAGAUUCCGCAGAAAGCAGUGCCCGGAACGGCACAGUUCCAUACGGUUAACGUGGAAAAGCCUAACUGCAUAGCUGUGCUGCAAGCAACUGCCGAGCCGAAUCUCGUUCAUCCGCCGUCGAGCAACUAUUUCCUCCUGACCAGAGACACUCUGCAGAAACAUUUCAUUCAAGGGGAUGCGAACGGCGCUGUGUACCGUUGGAAACUCCAUGAGCUCGAGCUGGUUUCCCUCGCACAGCCGGUUCUUCUGCCGGCCGUAUACAGUACGUCGUUGCAGGCGAGCUGGGAUCAGCUGAACCCGCCGCCCGUGGGUAUACUCGACGGAAUCGACAUCCCGGGAGCGUAUAUUACGGCGAGCGCCUACCUUCCGAUUCAGGGACAGCUCGCUUGCGGUCGGUCCGACGGCUCGAUCGUCAUCAUCUCGGUGAUCCAUUGCGUGAUGGCCCAGAUCCUAUGGGGCGCCAAACAUCUCGCGAACCGCCAACUGCUGACGCUCGGCGGCCACCAGGGCAAGGUGACGGCACUGCUGUAUCCGCACAACGUGAACACGCGAUACGAUGUCGCCCACCUGGUCUCCGGUGGGGUGGAUUUCUCCGUCUGUCUCUGGGAUCUAUACAGCGGGUCGUUGCUGCACCGUUUUUCCGUCCAUUCCGGGGAGAUACAAUUACUCCAAGUUCCGCCGGACUCGUGCAGCCAGCGCGUCCUCCAAUGCAUCUGCAGUAUCGGGGCCGAUCACGCAGUGUCGCUGCUGCACCUCAAGGACCGCAAAUGCAUUCUGUUGGCGUCGCGCCAUCUCUUCCCGGUGACCAACAUCAAAUGGAGGCCGCUCGACGACUUCAUGAUCGUCGGCUGCGCCGACGGUUCCGUGUACGUGUGGCAGAUGGAGACGUGCCAUCUGGACCGGGUGAUUCAGGGAAUGAUGGCCGAGGACAUUUUGAACGCCUGCGACGAGAACGUGAACGCGACCGGAGAGAAAAUCUCCAACCCCGCACUCCACCUGCUGCGCGGACUCCGGCACCGAAACAUUUCCGCAAUCAAGCACGCCGCGCAGCGUGGUCUCGUGCAGCUGCACAACACUCUCGAGGCGCAUAACCAGCGCAUGAACGACCCAACUCUGCCGUACAGGGCCCAUCCCCUGGUCAUCCAGGGCCUCCGAACCCAACAGCAGACCAUGGACGGCUGUCAGCAGGAUAGUCACGUUUUCUUUUUCGAUAUCGAAGCACUUAUCGUGCAGCUGCUGUCCGAGGAGUACUCGCAGAUGACUCCCGGAACGCUCGAAUCGCAAGGCUUCACCAACCAGACGGAAUACGUCAAGUACUACAGCUUGGCAUCGUUGCCCGAUGCCAACAAGACACUGGCCGGAUUCAUCGCUAAGGUCAAGGACACCGCCGAGUCCGCUGCGUCCAAGAUUCAAGCUACCGCGCAAGCCACCGCAGAGAGCGUCGGCAUCAAGUCAGCUGUUGUGCCUGAAGCAAAAUCCAAAGACAGCCCGACCGCCAAGCCCGGCGGCUUUAUGUUCGCCGAAACCAAUCAGACGAUGCAGAUCGCGCAGCUAUUACUCUCUCAAUUGCACGCUUGGGGCCUCGACCAGGGCCUGGAUCAAGUUUGCCAAGCGAAGCUCGGCUUGCUCCUGCCCAUCAGACCAGCUCACUUUGGUCUAUUGUCACGCAGCGGACACAUGGCGUUGUUUCUGCCCACCCACAUGUAUAAACUCUAUCCGGCCACCCAACUGUCUAGUCAAGCGUCCGGCGGUCCGGCCCGAUCGGUCACGAUCAACGUCGCCAAGGAAGUCCUGCAGGAAGAGGAGAGGGCCCGGCGCUUCGCCAGCCAAGGCCACUGGGAACUGGCCAAGGCUCUCACCACCAACCAUCUGCUGAGCCUCGUCGCGUUGGCCAACACGCUCAUGUCUAUGAACAGCGCCACGUUCAUAGAUGAGCAGGAACGGCGACGCAAACUCAACCGGAAGCUCAGCAGGGCCGACAGCCGGGUCGGCUCCGAGUCGGCCAAACAGGCCCAGGACGCCCAGAACAACCAGAACAUGAUCAAGGACGGCUGGAGCCGUCUGGCCACCCACCACUGCGUCCAGCUGCCGGAACUGGUGAAGAGCGACAAAUACAAGAGACCUCAACUGGAGAUGUUGGCGAGGAGAUGGCAAGAUCGAUGCCUCGAGGUUCGGGAGGCGGCGCAAGCGUUGCUGCUGGCUGAACUCCGAAGCAUCGGACCCGAAGGUCGGCGUAAAGUCAUCGAUUCCUGGUCGCUGUUCCUGCCCAACUACAGCGAGCACCAGCUGCCGCCGCUGCCCGGCCAGCCGGGACAUCCGGGCGGCGCUCCGACGGGCGCGACGCACAACCCCGCGCACGAGGACGGCGAGGAGUCCGAGGACGACGACGACGACAAGAUCAAGCUGCUCUCGGCCGUCACCGAGGCCAAACGGAAACAGUCCACGGCCGUCGUUCUGUUGGCCGUCAUCGGGGCGACGUACGGCAGCGCGGAACUCGAGAAGAAAACCGUCUCGAACAAAGACGUUUCCCUCACCCGACACACCGCCCAAGCCCUGAGCUACCUGCUGCUCAGCCAGGCCUGCAACCAACUCCCAGCUCACACCUCCCUCCGGCGGGCGGCCAUAGAUCUCAUCGGACGAGGCUUCACCGUCUGGGAGCAUCAUUUGGACGUGACGCGAGUCCUCAUCGGACUGCUCGAACUCUGUUGCAACUCAGACAAACUCGUACCGACCAUGACGUACGGGCUGCCUCUGACGCCGUCGGCCGACUCGUGUCGGUCGGCACGGCAUUCCUUAUCGCUUAUCGCAACGGCACGACCGCCCGUCUUUAUCACUACGUUGGCCAAAGAGGUGCAUCGUUACAACGCGUUGGCUCAGAACGCUCAAACACUGCCAACGACGCUGUCCCAGACGGUGCUCCAUCGAGCGAAACCGGAGAUCAUUCGUAUCGUGGAACUGCUCAUCGAGCGUGUCCAGAACGACGUGCACGAUCUGCUCGUCGAAGUGAUGGACAUCGUGCUCCACUGUCUGGACGCAUCGCAACUUAAGCUUAAAGGUCUUCAGGAACUCUUUCCAGCUGUUUGCCGCUUCCACAACGUGACCCACUGCAGCGCGACCCGACGCAUCGCCGUCGGUGCCAAGUCGGGCUCGAUCGCGCUCUACGAACUCAAAGCCGCCAAGUGCCAGAACAUCGUGGCGCACAAGUCCCCGGUCACCGCGGUGGCUUUCUCGCCCGAGGGCAAAUAUCUCGCUUCGUACGCGGCCGGCGACGACAAACUGUCGUUCUGGCAGACGGCGUCGGGUCUGUUCGGUCUCGGCAAUUCUCAGACCAAAUGCCUGAAGACGUGCAACACUCCGGCGCUCCCCGAGACGGCGCGCAACAAUCCGCUCAGAAUGGGCAGGCUUAUAUGGCCAACGAACAAGUCUGUCUAUCUGAUACUCGACGACGGAACCCAACACCCGUUCUCACUGUGAGCGGUCCAAUUCCUCGUCGUCGUCGUUGUCGCCGCCGCCGCUGCCGCUGCUGUUGUCGCCGCCGCCGCCUGUGCUCUAUUGCAAAUGUGUAGCGACGCUGCACGACUGUUCCGGCUCCAUGCUUCGUCGGAACAGCUUUCCGGCCUUCUCUCAACCUCACUCAGUUCCACUUCGUCUUCAUGAGCUCUAAGGUUAAUUUCGAGUGUCUGUACCGAAGGCUCACCGUACAGCUCGCUGGCCGCUCUCACGACAACACUUCUCGUGGAAAAUCGCGUUCGUUUGCUGUU